AUGGAAGAACACCACAAGGAAGGAACUGAAAGCCAAAGAGCCGAGCUUGCUCCCACAAAAUACUCAAACAGCCCAGAUCUGCAUGAGGGCGCAGCUGGAAUGCAACUCUUGCAGCAGCAGAAACCUGAAUCAGCAGCAGCCACAGAGCAGAGAGCAGCAGCAACAGCAAUGCCAACAGCAGCAAGCAAAGUAGAGUCACCACCAUCAGCAGCGGCAGAGGGUGGUGAAGUAUAUGGCUCUGUUUCAUCGAACAUAUUGAAAGAGCCAUAUGAACGGGGGAUGGGGAAGAUGUACACUGAAAGCCAGAAUAUUGUGCAGAUGCUUCAAGACAGUUUGAAGGCCUCUAAUGGUCUGAAGUCAGCAGCAAAUAUCUCUUCUAAGCUACGAGGAGAAAUUGUAAAGGAUGUGGACGCACUACGACACACUUUGCACAAGGAACAUGAGAAUCUGACGCUGUUGCGCGAAUAUGAACAGCAGCAGGACGCUCUGCUGAAGGCUCAGCUUGGAUACUUAACUCCUCUCAGUGUUGAGGGGGCCAAGACUCAAGAAGAAGACGCCACAGAAACAAGCCGUAACCGGAAUGCAGUCGAGAAUGCAUACACUUCGCAGGCUGCACACCCCAUGGGUGCCUCAAUGGCUGCCUUCUCUUUUUGUUUGUUGGUUGCAGUUGGACUUUGA
Messenger RNA from Eimeria maxima, 678 nucleotides. RefSeq lists its product as hypothetical. NCBI's taxonomy places the organism in Eukaryota, Apicomplexa, Conoidasida, Eucoccidiorida, Eimeriidae. The transcript has a single exon. The record is from RefSeq and is a predicted model, not a curated record. Bases 1 to 678 code for a protein of 225 amino acids.